Messenger RNA from Melanaphis sacchari, 3325 nucleotides. Its product is annotated as RNA exonuclease 1 homolog. The coding region runs from base 535 to 3051 and encodes 838 amino acids. Gene Ontology annotation, molecular function: nucleic acid binding; exonuclease activity. The transcript has a single exon. Gene Ontology annotation, cellular component: nucleus. Lineage: Eukaryota; Metazoa; Arthropoda; Insecta; Hemiptera; Aphididae. The record is from RefSeq and is a predicted model, not a curated record.
AAAUGAUAGUACACUGUACACUGUACAGAAUAUAAAAAUACUGUGGUUAAAUAUUGCGUACUACGACCGUGGUUAAAUAUUGAAAAUUAUCAAUAGAUUUUGGGAACCUCUGAAGCCUUGAUUCUCUUAUCAAAUAUUGCUUGCGGAACAUACAUCUUAUUAUCUCAAAUUCUUUAAUUGGAAUUGAUAAUACAUAAUAUAAUUAUACUUUAUGGAAACUAUGAUCAAUUUAAUUAUACAUACAAUUCGGAGAUCCAUGUAAAACUUUUUUGUUUUAAACUUAAAAUUACUAUUCGAUACCUGGUGACAACUGAUAUUCGAUUUACUUUUAUUUCAUACUACAAUGUACAAUACACCGUAUAAUUAAUGUUCGAAACGGUUUUAAAGUUUGUUUUACUUGAUAUUUGCUGUCUGUUGCUAACUAAUACGUUUAACAUUUUAUUACUAAGCACUAAAUAAAACUAUAUAUUUAACGCAUUUUAAUGCUCUAAGACUUAAGUAUUUAAAAUUUUUGCUAAUAUUAUUCUUAUCAAAAUGUUGCCUUCUAAAGGAUAUUUUAAGUCUCUUGAAUGUCCUUAUUACACGGAAUCAUUUUGCGAUCGACCAUAUUGCCACUUCAAGCAUAGUAGACAAGACUUUUUAUCUGAUUCAAAAUGUCAAAUUGCCACUGAAUCGAAAAACAAGCCUGUUGUCAGUAUAACUGAUGAACCAAAGGUUAAAUCAAAGUUGCCUGAAGAACCAAGAUUAAAACAAAAGGUAAAGUCUAAAAUUAUUGAAUAUAUACCUCAACCUAUUAAGCCAAAGAAUUCUGAAUUAGGUGUAAAAUAUUCUACUUAUGGAUCAACUACUGAAAUGAGUAAAAUAGACAGUCCUAUACUUGAAUAUAUACCUUCAUGUGUCAAUGAUACAAAUUUAGAUUUUAAACUUGAAAAUUUUAAAAGUAAUAAUGAAUUAAAUGGAAAAGAGGAGCAAACAAAGUCAAUUAACUAUAUUGAAGGAAUUUCAACAACCUAUAAUAUUAGUACAAAGCAGAAUACCAAUAUUUCAGAAUAUAUACCUACUGUUAUUGAAAAACUUUCAGAUAAAACUAAUAAUACUGAAGAUAAAAAUCACCAUGAACACAGAUCAUCUUCAAAACGUAAACACGAGUCUUCAAAAAAAUCUUCAAGUAGAUCUAAAAAACCUAAAAGAGAUAAAUCUUCAGAACAUAAAAAAGAUAAAAAAGACCGAGAUAAGGAGAAAAAAUGUGAAAAAAAACAUUCAAGAGAUAAAAGUAAUGAGAGUAUUAAUCUCAACAAAAUAAAUACAUCUACCAUUUCUUCUGGCCCAAAGUCUUUAAGGGAAACAGUUAUGGAAAAGGUACAGAAAAAGUUGGUUAAACUUGAUCCUUUACAAUCUGAUAUCCACAGUUCAAGUGAUGAAGGAAAUGAUCCAUCAACUUCAUUAAUUGAAUCAAGUUUAAACGAAUUUUUUGGUUCAGACGAUUCUGAUAGUGAGCAGAAAUCAUGUAAUGUUGUAGCAGCUAAAGUAAAAAAACGAAUAUCUCAUAUUUCCCCAACAAGCAUAUUUGCACAAAUUAAUGCGAAAACAGUUUUGAGACCAAAAACUACAAAGUCACUUCAUGAAAUAGUAGCAAACAGAGUACUAUCUAUUCAAAAUAAUGCUAUUGAAGGUCGCUCAAGUAUUACUACUAAAAAUUUAAAUAGCGAUCCUAGUUUACCAUUGUUAAAGACUAAAACACGUAUUGCCCAUCAGUCAAAAAUUGAACCAAGUACUACAGAAACUCAAACAUCAAAUAAUUCAGGUACAGUGAACAAAGAAAUAACUGCAAAUAUAAAAUUGAAUUUGAGAAUAAAAUCGUUUAAAACUAGUAACAAUAUGCCAAAUCCUUUACGCCAAAGCUGUUUAGAGAAACUCUACACAGCUUUCAGCAAUCAUUAUUCAUCUGAAGAAGCAAUUAAUAAAGCUCAUACAACUGAAGAAGAAGUUCACAGUAAAGCAAAAUCAUCAGGAAUUUAUAGAAAUCUUAUUGUUCAAUCUUUAAUGAAAGCUAAUAAAUCACCUCAAUUACAAGUUAAAAGUAAUCCCUAUUACCCUUCACACAUGCAUGGUGUAUGUCUAUAUGAUUUAUUAAAGAAAUACAUUCUAACAAAAGAUGAUUUGGAAAAAAAUGGUUAUCCACUAAUAGAUGAUAAUAAGUUGGUAUUUAUUUCUAAAAAUGCCUAUUACUAUCGACCACUUUCUAAAAAACGCAAUGGUGAUAAAUUUGUGUGUAUGAAUUGUAGAAGUGAGUUUGAAGUUGAUAAGCGUGGUAUGCCUAUAGUUACAUUAACCAAAUGCACUUAUCAUUCAGGCAAGUUAAAAUUUGAAAGAGCAAAAAAUGAAAAAUUUUGGUUAUGUUGCUACAAACGACAACACGAAUCUGGUUGUGAAUCAAGUAUUUAUCACAUGCCUGAUAAGUUUGAUGAAGAUGCCUUGGAGAAUUUUGUUGUGACUAAAAGUAAAAAAUCUGAUAAAAAUUCUGAAGUACCCAAUUUUUAUGCUUUAGAUUGUGAAAUGGUUAAUACAACAUUUGGUAUUGAAAUUGUUCGAGUCACAGUCAUCAAUCACGAAGGAGAAGAAGUGUAUGAAUCCAAAGUGAAACCUUUUAAUACUAUACUUGAUUAUAAAUCUAAAUACAGUGGAAUAACUGAGGAAUCAUUAAGAUAUUGUACAAAGAGAUUGUCUGACGUUCAACAAGAUUUGUUGAAGAUAUUUGAUAAAGAUUCAAUUUUAAUUGGUCAUAGUUUAGAAAGUGAUUUAAAAGCAUUAAAAAUGGUUCAUUACAAUGUAGUAGAUACUAGCAUUAUAUAUCCCCAUAAAUAUGGACCUCCAUAUAAGUGGGGUUUGAAGUUAUUGGCUGAACAGCAUUUACAAAGAAUUAUUCAAAGUGAAGAGGGUCAUGACAGCAAGGAAGAUGCUUUAGCUUCACUGGAUUUAGUUUGGAAGAAGUUAAAGGAGGAUGUGAAGAAAUUCAAACCAAUUAAUAUAAUUAGUAUAGAUAAAAGAUAGUUGGUGAAAUUCACUAAAAUUGUUUUUAUGAUGGAUUUUACAUUAAAUAUGGCCUUAAAAAUAAUGUGAUCUCAAUAUAAUUUAAUUUUAUACUAAAAUGUAUGAUACUUAUGAGCAAUAAUGUAAGGAAGAAUACUCAGUAUUAUUUACUGGAGGUUAUAUUUUUAAAUUAUAAAUAUGUUAAUAUUAGUCAAACAUUUAACUUUAAAUAAAUAAGGUGGACAGUUUCUAUUUAAUAAAACCAGGUAAAAAUUUUGGUUUGUACCUUUAUAUA